AUGGCAGACACGGAUCUCAUUGCUCGUGUGUACCCCUAUACAGAGACGCGCCGUGAAGACGUGCCGGCAGUCACCCUGAAGACAUUCAAGACCAGCUGGGGCUGUUUUGAUCCACUGGAUCAGCUUCCCGAGCGGCAGUCUCGUGAGCGAGAGUCAACAGAGCCACUCGAAAGCCAAAACGGCCCGGUGCUCGACACCCUCCCAUACGUUGAGCUGAAGCUCAGCGACACUCACCGGUCUCGCUCUGGGUUCCUUUUCGGCUGGGGCGAAAAUAACGACGUCAUUCUGCCCAAAAGCCGGGGCGUCGGGCGGCACCACUUUACCCUGACUUUCGACGGUGAGAAACGACCCAUCGUGAAAGAUUGGGGUUCUCUCAACGGUAUCCAAGUCACCUACGGCAGUCAAGGACACGGGGCGCGAUCCGGGUUCCAAUGGAUCGUCGGCGGGCACGAGAUUCCUUUCGUGAAGCGGCCCAUCGUUGUCGCCGCACUUGCCCGUCCCCUAGUCCAGCUGCAGAUCGUCGUCGUCCCCCACGACGUAGCCUCGCUGGCUUACAUCGACAAAGUCGACCGGUUCCUUCAGAGCACCGCAGCAGCCACUGAAGAUCUGCUCAGUGGCCUCAACAUUGCGAACCGCACAGAUACUAAGCGGCCUACAGGAGCCCCCAAGCUGGAGACGGGGCCAAUCCAUAUCCGUAAGCAGCUCGGGAAGGGGUCGUUCGCGAGUGUGACCCGCUAUUGGGACGUCAGCACCGGAGAGGAGUACGCCCUCAAGAAGCCUUCUGCAGAAGCCGUUCGCGCGCGCCGGGUCCGUAUUGACGCUUGGAGGAAUGAGGCGCACAUCAUGAACCUCAUUGAGCAUCCUCACGUCGUAAAGCUUCACAGGUCCGACUUUACGCAGGGCCCACGACUGUACCUGGAAUACGUUCCCGGCGGAUCUUUGGCCAAUAAAGACAUCUCAGCUGCCGAAUGUGUAUCAAUUCUUCAGCAGUGUCUAUCGGCUCUGGAGUACCUGCACGGGAGCGACCCGCCGAUUGUGCACCGGGAUAUCAAAGCAGACAACAUCCUGAUCCAAUACCGGGACACAAACAGCAUCUACGUCAAGUUUGCCGAUUUCGGGCUGGCGAAGGACUAUGACAACAUGUCCACCAUCUGCGGCAACUUGGGGAACCUUGCACCUGAGGUGUACGAGAACCACCAAUAUAUCGAGGCUGGUGGCAAGGGCAGAGUCAGCUAUACCGAGGCCGUCGACGUUUGGUCCCUUGGUGUCACGGUGUACACAUUUCUCUGCCCUCUUCCACGGUUCGAAAACCAAUACAUAUCAAGCGGGACGGCAUGGGCCAAGGAGCUCAUCAAGAUGUUCAACGAGGACUUGGAGGAACGGCCCGAUGAGCUGAGAAGAUUUCUUCUGGAAGCAAUGGUGGUCUUGCGGCCGGAGCAGCGGUGGUCGGCCGGAGACUGCCUCGCAAGAGCAAUGCUUCUACCUGUUGUUCCAGCCAUGGACCAGCCCGAGACCGCAGCGGCGGUUUCGUACGUCAGCGGUGAUGAGCGGUUGACAAUUCACUACGGGGCAGAGCCAAACAUGGUCCAGGGCCGCGAGAUACCCAUGUGGCAGCCUGGCUCGUCCGAGAACUCGACCCUGUCGACCGAUGCCGGCAGAUACGACAGAUCAGGCGCGCCCACCCCUCGGGCUUCAGUUCCAGCAUCAGCGUUUAGCCGGAAGAGAGCAACGGUGCCAAGGUCUUCAUCGUCCGGAAGACACAGGAAGCGCCAGGAGCACGGCAGCAGCAGCAGCAGCAGCAGCAGCAGCAGCAAGGCCGACGCUAGCUCCCGCCAGCAGCGAGACCGCGUCCUUGACAAUCGCACACAGGAUUCGCUGCCUCCCGUUGCAUUCGAGGACAAGGACGAAGAUGAGGACGAUUGGGAGUGGGAAGAAGAUGACAAUGCCCGUGUCGAAUCGCCUCAUGCAGUCGACCAUGUUUCAACCUCGCAUGUCGGCCAGGAGGUUGAGAGUCACAUGCAGACUUUCCUCCAACAUCAGGUCGGCAACGGAGGGGCCGAUCAAGAAGCAGCCGAUGCAGCGCAGCUACGGUGA
Messenger RNA from Gaeumannomyces tritici R3-111a-1, 2094 nucleotides. RefSeq names its product CAMK protein kinase. Gene Ontology annotation, molecular function: ATP binding; protein serine/threonine kinase activity; protein binding. Bases 1 to 2094 code for a protein of 697 amino acids. NCBI's taxonomy places the organism in Eukaryota, Fungi, Ascomycota, Sordariomycetes, Magnaporthales, Magnaporthaceae. Gene Ontology annotation, cellular component: cytoplasm. Gene Ontology annotation, biological process: protein phosphorylation. The transcript has 3 exons. The record is from RefSeq and is a predicted model, not a curated record.